AGACUUGUCUAUCUCCGCGAGAGAGAGAGAGAGAGAGUGAGUGAGUGUGGUAACUGGUAAUGAUGGCGUGUGGAAUUUGGAUAUUCCGGUAUCUGGUUUGUGGUUUGUUGGUUUUAACGGCGGUUGGAGUAGUUGAGGGAAAGAAUGCCGGCAAAGAUUUGCGGCAAGAAGCAGAUAGAGUAACGGAUUUACCCGGACAAUCGCCGGUGAAAUUCCGUCAUUUCGCCGGAUAUGUCAAUGUCCGACCAAAAGAUCAUAAAGCUUUGUUCUAUUGGUUCUUCGAAGCUGAAGAAGGAGUUGCAGAAAAGCCUCUAGUUCUCUGGCUCAAUGGAGGACCGGGUUGUUCAUCUGUUGCCUAUGGUGCUGUUCAAGAGUUGGGACCAUUCUUGAUACGAAAUAAUCAAUCAGACCUUAUACUCAAUAAGUUCUCCUGGAACAAAGCUGCAAAUCUUCUGUUUGUGGAGGCUCCAGUAGGAGUUGGUUUCUCAUACACAAACAAAACCCAGGAUUUAGAAACCUUAGGGGAUGGAGUUACAGCUGAGGAUUCAUAUGGUUUCCUACUGGGAUGGUUCAAGAGGUUCCCAAAUUUCAAAUCCCAUGAAUUCUACAUUACUGGAGAAAGCUAUGCUGGCCAUUAUGUUCCUCAACUUGCAGAACUCAUUUAUGAAAAUAACAAGAAAGCAAGCAAAGACUCAAUCAUUAACUUAAAGGGUUUCAUGAUAGGGAAUGCUGUGAUUAAUGAUGAAACGGAUCAAUUAGGGUUCAUUGAAUAUGCUUGGAGUCACACAAUCAUUUCAGAUCAGCUAUAUCAUAACAUUCUUAAGGAAUGUGACUUCAAGAGUAACACUGCAACUAGUCUUUGCAAUGCAUACAUAAGGAGCUUCUUACAAGCUUACUCAGACAUUGAUAUUUACAGCAUCUACACACCAGUUUGCCUUCGCUCUUCUGGCCAGACCACCACAAAGUUGCUGGCCGGUCCUCCAUUAUUCACUAAAAGGGAGCUAUGGUAUAAGCUACCAAUGGGUUAUGAUCCUUGUACAGAACUCUACACAGAGACAUAUUUCAACAGACAAGAUGUACAGAGGGCCCUACACGCCAAUGUUACCAAGCUGUCUUACCCUUACACCACUUGCAGCAAUGUCAUAAGCAAAUGGAAUGAUUCACCAAACACUGUACUUCCAAUAAUCAAAAAGCUUUUAGGGGCUGGAUUACGCAUCUGGAUCUACAGUGGAGACACAGAUGGGCGAGUCCCAGCAACGUCGACAAGAAAGAGCUUAAAUGAGUUGGGACUACCGGUGGAGGAAGCAUGGAGAGCAUGGUUCCACCGGCGUCAAGUAGCCGGGUGGGUGGUGACCUAUGAGGGUGGCCUCACAUUUGCAACAGUGAGGGGAGCGGGUCACCAGGUUCCGGUUCUUAGACCCGAUCAGGCCCUUUUCCUCUUUUCACAUUUCCUUUCUUCCAAAACUUUGCCCCCUUCUCGCUUCUAGUGAUAAUGAGACAAGAUAAUUAUAUAUAUUCUCUCUCUCUCUCCCUCUCUCUCUCUUUUUCUUGUUAUUGUUACAUUAUAGCCGCAAUAAGUACUAAAGAUAAAAAAAAAAAAAAAAAAAAGAAAUGAAAGAAAACAUAUGACUUAAAUUUUGUCUGUUUGGAUUAAAUUUAUCAUUAUGUAAUUAUUAAUAGGGAAAAGGCUGGGCAUGUUAACCUGUGCCUAGCAUUGUCUCUGCCUCUCUUCUCCCCCUUGAAAAUGUCCCCUUAUCCAUCCCAUUUCAUCCCAUCCUUCUUAUUGGAUGAGCCGCUAGCUCUAAAAUAAUUAGUACCAUGCCCAA
Macadamia integrifolia is the source of this 1826-nucleotide messenger RNA. Its product is annotated as serine carboxypeptidase-like 35. The record is from RefSeq and is a predicted model, not a curated record. Gene Ontology annotation, biological process: proteolysis. NCBI's taxonomy places the organism in Eukaryota, Viridiplantae, Streptophyta, Magnoliopsida, Proteales, Proteaceae. Gene Ontology annotation, molecular function: serine-type carboxypeptidase activity. The coding region runs from base 60 to 1487 and encodes 475 amino acids. Gene Ontology annotation, cellular component: vacuole. The transcript is spliced from 7 exons.